AUGGCUUUCAUUCCUUGCUGGGCAUUGGUAUUAGUGGGUUAUCUUUCUACCUCUGUAGUAGGAGCUCCUAACCUUUCAAGUUUCUAUCCCCCUCUAUGGGAGGAGAGUCCUGGCCAGUUCAGUGACUACAAGGUGGAGAAUGGAAAAUACAUUAUUGAUCCCUGGGUCUACACUAGCAGAAUGGGGAUGUAUAAAAUUCUGCUGAGCCAGACAGCCACAUAUUUUGCAAAAUUUGCUCCAGAAAAUGAGCAAAAUGUCUUAUGGGGACUGCCUUUGCAACUUGGCUGGCAAUUCAGAUCAGGCAGAUCAGCUGAUCCUACCAGAAAGACUAACUGUGGUUAUGAAUCAGAAGAUAAUCUGUGUAUCUCUGCAGACAGUUGGUGGACUGAUAUAAAUUAUUUUCUGUGUGCAAUACCUUUCCUUUCUGCGGUUGAUUCUGGCAUCAUGGGGAUAUCACCCGAUCAAGUCACACUACUGCCACCACCCAAGGAUCAGCAGAGGUUUUGUUACAAUGUUUCUGGCUGUCGUUCAUCCCACACUGAGAUGAUGAACCAAUGGAAUGCUUUUUAUCAGUAUCUGAAGUCACCUUCCACUAACUUUGAUGAUAUCUUGAGAUACCUAUGGACUGCACAUACCUCCUCCUUGGAAGGAUCUCUUGGCAAUUUUGAAGAUAAAAUUCUUUACUAUUCCAAACCAGAAGCAGAUUUUGAGAAAAGUUGGUGUGUUGUUGUGAAUUAUUUAGUGGCAUCCUUGUAUCCCCCUACCUUGAUCAGAACACAUAACUUCGAGAAGGGCCUGCCACCACGAGUUCUUCUUAAGACUGACAUAGCCCCAUUCAUCAAGGGCUUUACUCCUCUCCAAAAUGUAGUCGUGCUCUCACUGAAUGGUCUCAGGAAACUGGAUGAAUCAACAGAUUCAGAAUCGUUGACUGUUUGGGAAACUUUAAUGAAGACCAAGACUGCAAGGAAGCUAGUGCUGCUGUUAAUGGAAAUAUUUAUUGAAAUAGCUACUUAAAACUUUAAAAAAUGGAUGGGGGGCUGGGAAGAUGGUUUAGUG
This is a messenger RNA of Dipodomys spectabilis (banner-tailed kangaroo rat), 1056 nucleotides long. RefSeq names its product chromosome unknown C6orf58 homolog (gene CUNH6orf58). The transcript is spliced from 6 exons. Lineage: Eukaryota; Metazoa; Chordata; Mammalia; Rodentia; Heteromyidae. The record is from RefSeq and is a predicted model, not a curated record. The coding region runs from base 1 to 1014 and encodes 337 amino acids.